CUGCUGUGUGAAGACGCUUUAUCAACCAUCUGUAUAUGUAUCAUGUUAAUGACAUGUCAAUCUGCGUCCAGCUACAGUACCCAUAACCCCACGCGGCCUACCAACAUGGCUCCAACAGGACUCUUACUGUUCGUUCAAGUCUUCCUGGGAGAUGAGGACUCGCUCGAGCUUCACAUGGUGCUGUUGGAACUGGAGGAUGUGGAGAAGCAGAUCCGCGGCCUACUCGACAAGCAGGCCCAGCUGCUGGAGCGACGAACUGCACUGGAAAUAUCUUGUGCCUCUGCCUACACAUCCAAGGUAAGCACGCAGCGUGAUAUUUCCACUCCCAGCCCCUCUACGCAGUGUGUUUCUCUGUGCAGGGACCGUGCACCCAGGACUUUUCCAGCCCAGGGCUUUUCCAUCACGCCGGACCGCCGGGCUGGACCGCAGGCGAGGACCUCUCCGCCUCCGAUGUUCGAGAUUCCAACCAGGAACCGCUUCACCCCUCUCCGUCAGACCAGACGAAACGCUGUGAUCGUCAGGGACUCCAUUGUGCGAAACAUCCGCGUCGCUUCAACAACAGGUAAGGUGUACACACACUGCUUUUCUGGUGCUCGUGUCCUUGAUGUCGCUGCGCAGGUAUCUGGGAUCCUGAAGAAGGACGAGCGCAUUGGAGCGGUUGUGCCGCACGCGGGGACAAACGACAUCAGGCUGCGACAGACGGAGGUUCUGAAGAGGCACUUCUCCAGCCUGAUCGAAACGGUACGAGGCAGAUCACCCACCGCGAAGAUCAUCGUUUCUGGACCUCUUCCCUCAUACAGACGUGGAGCCAAAAAGUUCAGUAGACUUCUAGCUUUAAAUAACUGGUUGGUUUCUUGGUGUAGUGAACAGAAUCUGGUGUUUGUUAAUAACUGGAAUCUGUUCUGGGAGCGUCCUAGGUUGUUUCGUCCUGAUGGCCUGCACCCCAGCAGCCUCGGAGCGGAACUGCUGUCUGACAACACCUCCAAGACGUUACACUCCAAGUGACUGUCUACCAUAAGCUCAUCUUCCCACAAUAACAACGUUCAUCAUAAGCAAUGUUCAAUUAAUAGUCCAACACCUGUAGUACAUACUAUAGAGACUGUGUCUGUUCCCCGAGCUGUACAAAUACACAAACAAUAUCGGAAUGUCUGUCUUAGUAACCUAAUUAACAUAAAAUUAGAUCAUACUGAAUGCACAUCCAGCACCUUUAAUCUGCAGCUAGGACUAUUAAACAUUAGAUCUCUUGCGUCUAAGGCUCUUAUUGUUAACGACAUUAUUACUGAUCAGGAAUGUAAUUUAAUGUGUUUAACGGAAACUUGGAUUAAACCAAACGAGUAUGUAGCAUUAAAUGAAGCCAGUCCUCCUGAAUGAAGGCUUCAUUCAUCCUAAAUGAAGCCAGCCUCGUUCAACUUUUAGAGGAGGAGGUGUUAGACUCAUCCAUAGUCAAAAUCUAGUCGUCACACAAAAACCUAGUCAUAAAUUUAAUUCAUUUGAAAUUCUUUAUACCAGCAUAACUUAUGUAGGCACAAAAAAUAAGUCAAUUUCUCUAAUUAUUAUUUACAGACCCCCAGGGCCAUAUACUGAAUUUCGUAGUGAAUUUGCAGACUUUAUCUCAAACCUGGUUGUGUCUAUAGAUAAAGAAUUAAUCGUUGGUGAUUUUAAUAUUCACUUUGAUAACGUGGAAGACCCAGCGGUUGUGUCCAUCUUAGAUUCAGUAGGGAUUAAUCAGAACGUAAUCGGAACUACUCAUAAUGGUGGUCGCACUCUUAACCUGAUACUAACAUAUGGAUUAAAUAUAGAAAAUAUUGUAAUUUUUCUGCAGUCUGAAGUUGUCUCAGACCAUUAUCUAAUCUCGUGCAUAAUACA
Ictalurus punctatus (channel catfish) is the source of this 1866-nucleotide messenger RNA. RefSeq lists its product as uncharacterized. The record is from RefSeq and is a predicted model, not a curated record. The transcript is spliced from 2 exons. The coding region runs from base 43 to 1005 and encodes 320 amino acids. NCBI's taxonomy places the organism in Eukaryota, Metazoa, Chordata, Actinopteri, Siluriformes, Ictaluridae.